Aspergillus piperis CBS 112811 is the source of this 819-nucleotide messenger RNA. RefSeq lists its product as uncharacterized. The coding region runs from base 1 to 819 and encodes 272 amino acids. The transcript is spliced from 6 exons. The record is from RefSeq and is a predicted model, not a curated record. NCBI's taxonomy places the organism in Eukaryota, Fungi, Ascomycota, Eurotiomycetes, Eurotiales, Aspergillaceae.
AUGACCUUCCUAAAGAGGGUAAAUGUGGGUGGCAAGAGCCGGUGUUAUCGCCAAGGUAUGAACGGAGACGUGGGUUUAGGAGUAUCUCUUCGGCCGGUCUUACUUGGCGACCAGGCGGAGCUACCAAGAUCUGCAUACAUGACGUGGGCCCGGCGUGGUGAUGAAAUUCCAGAACGAGCAUGCUUUCCAGGCCAUCCUGGACUACGACUAGCGCCUGCACCUCGAGAGCUGACGGAUUUAGUCAACUUAGCAUACAGAUUUCCAGCGAAUGGUGUGUGUGAAGGACCGGGCACGCCUGUCAUGCGCAAGGGUCUAGAUGGAAGCGGAGCCCGUGAUAAGGGAGCUGAGCAGGCUAUUCAGUGGCGCCGUGGCGGAGCGUUGGGCUACAUGGUAUGGACUAAGCGUGAUCAACACGGAGAGGCCCGAUGCAACGCGAGACGGCAAGGCAAGUCAUCAAUUGACGACUCAGGACGCCAGGGGAGCACGCACGCGCGCCAGUAUGAGCAAUCUGAGAUCAGCCUGAUUGGCGAACUGCUCAGGUGUAGUGGGUUGCUAUGGAUCUCGGGGAUCUACAUCAGGCCCAUACGCACUAAGAAGGGGGAGGGGUCUGGCCAGCCUCGCUGGGCUGGUUCCACCGUGGCUGCAGAUUGCGGAAUUGGAGGUGGAGUGAAGCUAUACCAAGACACCUUGAGGGAGCUCUCCCAUGGGAGAAUCGCCAACCACAACUCCACAGCCAAUGAGCACCUGAUCGGCAACUGUGCUGAAGAGCUAACCUCACUAGUAGCAGUUAAUCAACCCCCGAAAAAUCAAAUUCGAUAG